GAUUGAGAGAGAGAGAGAGAGAGAGAGAGUGGGGUGGGGUAAGUCCGGACUACUUUAAUUAAAAGAUUUGAAUUGUUUAAUAGAUUUAAUAGAUAGCAAAACAUCUGUAGGUUCAGUUUUUCCUCAUGUAGAUUAAUAGAGGACAGUAAUAGAAAUAUAUAUAGGAAAUAUACACUGCCAAUCUAGUCUACAUACUAUGGCAGGCAGCUACAGGAGAGCAUAGUCAAAACACGUGACACAGGCAGCAUUUCUAAAAGCAUGUCAGAAAAUCUACUGCGAGUCAUGAAAAGGUUUAUUUCCCUGGGAUUGUGACUGAAGAAAUCAAGUGCAACACACACACUGGUCCCUACAGCCACUUCCUCUCCACCAAUGUGCUGGAAUAAGCACUCAUUGACUGUGUGCGACAGCCUCUCUGUUCCCCCGAGCAUGCAAUCUGCGAAUAUAGAACAGCAACGCCUUCACAACUGCACUUCAUAAACUCGAAGCUUGAGGGACUCAGUAACAAUGCUCUUUAUUUUAGACGACUAUUUUAACAAGGUUUUAGCAGAGUUGGCACUAUGGAAUUUCUAGAACAGGAAAGCAUCUUAAAUGUUUAUUGCAGCCACUGUACAGUAUUUCUGUUGCUACACAAAGAAUUAUUUUAGGCCAGCAAUUUCUCUUUCAACCACAAGGGGGCAGCAGACUCUGUAAACAAUACCUGUUUUUUAAAGCAGCCACUAUAUAUUUAAUUAUAGAACCAUUGCAUGUAACUCAGAUAGCAUGAUGGCGCCAUGCUAGUAAAAAUCACAUUGAGAGCUAAAAUAUUUAUUAGGAUUUUAGACCAGGAACUUUAGCACUCAGGAAUAAAGUUACAGCCCACUUAACCUCAGACCUGCAGUAUAUCUAAUUACCACCAGGUGGAGCCAAACUACAAAUCGGAUGAGAAUUGCCUAUGAAUAGGAAAAAAGAACUGAACCACAUUCUAUUAAAGAACAUUGGUGAGCAGAGAUUCUAUUUAACCACAGUCAUCUUCACAAGCAGCCAUGGGGAAGAGGAAGCUGUGGGUAACUUACUGGCUCUGGGCAGUAGGGGGCCCCGUGGGGCUCCACCACGUCUACCUGGGGAGGGACAGCCACGCCCUGCUGUGGAUGCUCACGUUUGGGGGCUUUGGCCUGGGUUGGCUACGUGAAUUCUACCGCUUACCUGCCUACGUGGAAUCGGCCAAUCACAACCCGACCACCGCACGAGCAGCCAAUGGAAGGCCUGUCAGAGCUGGGGCCGCACCCCCUCCGAUAAGCCUGGCCCGUUUUGCUGGGCAGGUGUGCAUUGGAAUCUAUUUCGGGAUGGCUGCCCUGAUUGGUCUGUCCUCCAUCAGUGCGUUCUACCUGCUAGUGCUGCCACUGGCCAUUGGCACGGGCGUCCAUCUGGUGUCUUCUGUGGGCGAGCAGACCUCUGACCUCCGCAAGACCCUGACCGCUUGCCUGGUGACCUCGCCUGUGUUCUACGGCCACGCUCUGGGCACCGUGCCUGUCAGCAUUGCGGCCAGUGUGACCGCAGCUCAGAACCGCAGGUACAAGCCUGGGAUGGAACGAGAGGAACCACUGGGUGCCAGGCUGUACCGUCUCGGACUGGCAUGGCUGGCGUUCUCGGUGCCCCUGGGGUACUCCGUGUUCUACAACACCACUGCCACCCUCUCCUACGCCGCGGACAGUGUCGCCGCCCUGCUGGACUGGCUGUGGUUCUUCCCCUCCCUGCGCUCCCUGCUGGAGUCCUGCCUCCUGCUGCCCUACAGAGCCUUCUCCCUGCUCACAGGGGGCGGAGGAGAGGGGCCCGGGCAGUGGGAGAGGGUGCUGGAGAGGUUUAUCAGCGAGCACAGCCAGAGGAGACUGGCAGCACUGCAGGUGCUGGCAGUGAGUAGCGAGGCCCCUUUCGAGGAGAUCACUCAGAGGUACCGGGAGCUGGUGAAGACCUGGCACCCCGACCACAACCCACACCGAGCCGGGGAGGCCAGCAGCAGAUUCCUGGAGAUCCAGGAGGCUUACGAGACCCUGCUGAGACUGCACAGACCACAGCACGGGCCGUGACCAAAUCACACACACUGACCACAGCGCGGGCCAUGACCAAAUCACACACACACAGACCACAGUGUGGGACGUGACCAAAUCACACACACACACACACACUGACCACAGCGCGGGCCAUGACCAAAUCACAUAC
This is a messenger RNA of Acipenser ruthenus (sterlet), 2196 nucleotides long. RefSeq names its product dnaJ homolog subfamily C member 22-like. NCBI's taxonomy places the organism in Eukaryota, Metazoa, Chordata, Actinopteri, Acipenseriformes, Acipenseridae. Gene Ontology annotation, biological process: endocytosis. Bases 1023 to 2063 code for a protein of 346 amino acids. The record is from RefSeq and is a predicted model, not a curated record. The transcript is spliced from 4 exons. Gene Ontology annotation, cellular component: early endosome; plasma membrane.